Messenger RNA from Lathyrus oleraceus (garden pea), 676 nucleotides. RefSeq lists its product as uncharacterized. The transcript has a single exon. Bases 87 to 638 code for a protein of 183 amino acids. The record is from RefSeq and is a predicted model, not a curated record. Lineage: Eukaryota; Viridiplantae; Streptophyta; Magnoliopsida; Fabales; Fabaceae.
UUCAUUAACUUUUAGGAUAAGAUAUAUAACAAUAUCUCAACUCAAAAGCAACAUCCAAUUCAACACAUUUUCACAGAAAAGAAACAAUGAAAACUCUGAUUUUUGCACCAAACCCAUCUCUCUAUUUUUCAAAACAAAAAAUAUUUCCAACUUUUCACCCCAAAGUUACAUCAAAAAAACAAGUCAACAUUCCAUUAACCACAUUGAAGAUACAAGCAAGUGCCAAAGGCUUCUCCAAGAAAAGACCAACAUCAUCAUCAACAAAUAAAACUAAGGAUGAUGCCAUCACUAUGAAGAAGAAUCCCAAGAAUAAUAAUGAUGAUGAUGAUGUGAUUACUAAGGUGGUUAUGUAUAGAAUAGUAGGUAGAAUAUCGUUUAGUGUUUUAGUUCCAAUGGGAGUAGGAUUAGGAUUUUUGCAACUUUAUGGUGAGUUAGAGGAUAGAGAAAUAUUGAAUGCUCCAAUAUGGAUACCAUUUGUGACAACACUUAUAACAUUUGGAGCUUCUGCACUUGGAAUUGCAUAUGGUGCAUUGUCUACUAGUUUGGAUGAAGAUAGGGAAGGUUCUUUGCUUGGCUUUCAAGAACUUGAGAAGAAUUGGGUUGAAAUGUGGCAACAAGAGAAUGUAAGUGAUGAUUAAUCAAACUAAUACCAUCAUUAUUACUAUUAUUAUUAUUA